ACAGUGAAUGCGGCAGGGACACAUGAGUCCGGUUAACAGCCUCGUUGAAAUUAUAUGUAUUUUUAUAUCUGGCUGGCAGCGGGGGUUACGCGUCGCUUUUUGUCGUAAUGGCCUCUUCGGGGACGCCGGGUUGUUUCCGGUUUCGCCCAUGUUCGGUGUCGCUCCCUCUGUGCUAGCCCAGUCCGAAGAGAGAAACCGGUUGCCCUUCACUGGCACGUUAAGACAAUGGAGACUGAAAUUGAACCACAAGAAGAAGAAAGUACCUUCAGCAACACAGACACUAACGGAAAGCGACCCGCUGAAGAUAUGGAGGAGGAACAGGCAUUCAAGAGGUCUAGGAACACUGAUGAAAUGGUUGAGUUGCGUGUUCUGCUGCAGAGUAAGAAUGCUGGUGCUGUCAUUGGGAAGGGCGGCAAGAACAUCAAGGCUUUGCGCACAGACGAUUCUCAGUGUCAGUGCCGACAUAGAGACAGUUGGAGAAAUUCUGCUGAAAAUCAUUCCCACUUUAGAGGAGUAUCAGCACUACAAUGGAAUUGACUUUGACUGCGAGCUAAGGCUGCUCAUUCACCAGAGUCUGGCAGGAGGAAUUAUUGGGGUCAAAGGUGCCAAGAUCAAGGAGCUCCGAGAGAACACGCAGACGACCAUCAAGCUGUUUCAGGAGUGCUGCCCUCACUCCACAGACCGCGUGGUGUUGGUUGGUGGUAAACCUGACCGUGUUGUGGAGUGCAUCAAGGUGAUUCUGGAGCUCAUAUCAGAGGCUCCCAUCAAAGGCCGUGCUCAGCCCUAUGACCCGAACUUCUAUGAUGAAACAUACGACUAUGGCGGCUUCACCAUGUUCGAGGAGCGUGCUCGCAGACCCAUGGGCUUCCCCAUGCGUGGCCGUGGGGGGUUUGAGCGCAUGCCCCCUCCUGGUCGUGGGGGUCGGCCCCUGCCUCCCUCACGGAGGGACUAUGACGAUAUGAGCCCCCGCCGUGGGCCACCCCCGCCACUCGCAAGCAGAGGAGGUAGGGGGGGCAGUCGUGCUCGGAAUCUGCCCCUGCCCCCCCCUCCGCCCCCCAGAGGAGGCAGCGACAGAAGAGCAAGACCCGUCGAUCGUUAUGAGAGCCUGAGUGGUGGUGGAUAUGACAAUUCCUCCUCCUGGGAGCCCUUUCAGUCAGUAGGUGGCCGCGGCUCUUAUGGGGACAUUGGCGGUCCAGUGAUCACAACCCAAGUGACAAUUCCCAAAGAUCUGGCGGGAUCGAUAAUAGGAAAGGGUGGCCAGCGGAUCAAGCAGAUACGGCAUGAAUCGGGGGCCUCGAUUAAAAUCGACGAGCCCUUGGAAGGCUCAGAGGAUCGGAUAAUCACCAUCACUGGCACCCAGGACCAGAUCCAGAAUGCCCAGUACCUGUUACAGAAUAGUGUGAAGCAGUACUCUGGGCGCUUCUUCUGAAGGGGGACGUUGUGGAGGAGACAGCCUAAGUGUUACUGUUGCCGAGUCUGUUAAUAAGCCACAUUCCUCUACCUUAGGUAGAUGGCCCAAUGCCUGAGCAGACCUGCCCUUUGUCUAACCCUCUGUGUAGCUCUCUGGUGUGAUUGGAGCCUCCGUCCUCGUGCUUGUUCUCGUGUUACGGCACCCUGUGAGGAGGCAGGAAGUGAUGUGGCUCUCAGUCCUCAUGCCUUCUGCAGUACACAGUCAUCCUGUUUUGUAAGGAAACUUUUAUGAUUUUUAAAAUAAACUUAGUCAAUUGUUCCCUCCUGGUAUGUUUUAGUUAAAAGAAUGGAAGUCUAUGUAAAUAAUUUUCUAUGAAUUUGUGUUUUAAUGCUUAUAAUGCAUUUUGUUAUGUCUACAUGAAUAAACAGGGAUAAGAUUUUCCUCACA
Molecule: messenger RNA, 1858 nt
Organism: Paramormyrops kingsleyae
Lineage: Eukaryota; Metazoa; Chordata; Actinopteri; Osteoglossiformes; Mormyridae
Product: heterogeneous nuclear ribonucleoprotein K
Molecular function (GO): RNA binding
Source: RefSeq, a predicted model, not a curated record